GCUCACACGCCGCGGCGGGGGCGGGGCUUGUGGCCGGAGAACCGAGUCUCACGGCGGCCGUUUGGCCAUGGCGUACCGCUACCUGCUGCUGUCGCGGGGCUGCUGCCGGCGCCGGGGCCUGCUCAGGGUCCCGACGCUGCAGCAGCUGCUCUCGGGCCGGGGCCCCUCCGGGCCGGGGCCGGCGCAGCUCCAUGAACAAGUUACCACUAGAGUGACUACUAACAAAAGUACUGUCUUGGCAAGCGUAAUUGCUGCUUACAGAAGACUCUUCUCCCAACCUCCUAAAGGAUUUGAAAAGUAUUUUCGUAAUGGAAAGAAAACUAAUGAAUCCAAAGGAUCAGCUGGAGAAACAAAAGAAGCAAAGCAGACUAAUGCCCAGCGACCUCCUGGGAGCAACAGUGGAGGAGGAGGAGGAGGAGGUGGAAAAAGAGGUGGCAAGAAAGAAGACACUGGAUGGUGGUCCAGAUUUCAGAAGGGUGACUUUCCAUGGGAUGACAAAGAGUUCCGGUAUUAUUUCGUGAGCAGUUGCAUUCUCUGGGCUGCUGUUACAUAUGUGUCUUUCUUCAGGAGCUCUGGCAGAGAAAUCUCUUGGAAGGAUUUUGUCAAUAAUUACCUUUCUAAAGGAAUGGUGGACAGACUAGAAGUAGUGAACAAGCGCUUUGUUAGAGUGGUCUUUACUCCAGGAAAGUCUCCUAUGGAGGGGCAAUAUGUCUGGUUUAAUAUUGGUAGUGUGGACGCUUUUGAGCGGAAUCUGGAAACUGCACAGCUAGAGUUUGGAAUAGAAGGGGAGAACAGAUUACCUGUAGUCUACUCAGCAGAAAGUGAUGGCUCGUUUCUUCUGAGCAUGCUGCCCACAGUCCUUAUAAUUGGCUUCUUACUGUACACAAUAAGACGAGGGCCCGCUGGCAUGGGUCGAACAGGGCGAGGAAUGGGUGGACUCUUCAGCGUAGGUGAAACCACAGCCAAGGUCCUAAAGGAUGAAGUAGAUGUAAAGUUCAAAGAUGUAGCUGGCUGUGAAGAGGCCAAAUUAGAAAUAAUGGAGUUUGUUAACUUUCUGAAAAACCCAAAGCAAUAUCAGGAUUUAGGAGCAAAAAUCCCUAAGGGGGCCAUUCUGACGGGUCCUCCAGGCACUGGGAAAACACUUCUCGCUAAAGCUACAGCAGGAGAAGCUAAUGUUCCUUUCAUUACAGUCAAUGGCUCUGAGUUCUUAGAGAUGUUUGUCGGCGUGGGUCCAGCUAGAGUCCGUGAUUUAUUUGCUCUGGCCCGUAAAAACGCCCCUUGCAUUCUCUUCAUUGAUGAAAUAGACGCAGUAGGAAGGAAGAGAGGACGGGGAAACUUUGGAGGGCAAAGUGAACAAGAAAACACACUCAACCAACUUCUAGUAGAAAUGGAUGGAUUUAACACUACCACAAAUGUAGUCAUUUUGGCAGGCACCAAUAGACCAGAUAUCUUAGAUCCUGCACUAAUGAGGCCAGGGCGCUUUGAUAGACAGAUCUACAUUGGACCUCCAGAUAUAAAGGGAAGAGCAUCUAUUUUCAAAGUUCACCUUAGGCCCCUGAAACUAGAAAGCAUCAUAGAUAAAGAUAACCUGGCAAGAAAACUUGCAUCACUAACUCCCGGGUUUUCAGGUGCUGACAUUGCUAAUGUUUGUAAUGAAGCUGCUUUGAUCGCUGCAAGACACCUUUCGCAUGCCAUAAACCAAAAGCACUUUGAGCAAGCGAUUGAACGAGUAAUAGGAGGUUUGGAAAAGAAAACGCAGGUACUGCAACCCGAGGAGAAAAAGACAGUAGCAUAUCAUGAGGCAGGCCAUGCAGUAGCAGGAUGGUUUCUGGAACAUGCUGACCCACUCUUAAAGGUAUCUAUUAUCCCACGUGGCAGAGGAUUGGGUUAUGCCCAGUAUUUACCCAGGGAACAAUACCUUUACACCAAAGAGCAGUUACUUGACAGAAUGUGCAUGACGCUGGGAGGACGCGUGUCAGAACAAAUCUUUUUCGGAAAAAUUACAACAGGAGCCCAAGAUGACUUGAAGAAGGUGACUCAGAGUGCAUAUGCUCAGAUCGUUCAGUUUGGCAUGAAUGAAAAGGUAGGGCAGAUUUCCUUUGAUCUCCCGCGUCAAGGGGACAUAGUAUUGGAGAAACCUUACAGCGAGGCAACUGCAAGACUGAUUGAUGAAGAAGUGCGAAAUCUUAUUAACAGUGCCUAUGAAAGGACAGUAACUCUCUUGAUGGAGAAGAAAGCAUAUGUGGAGAAGGUUGCUUUACGACUGUUGGAGAAGGAGGUAAUAGAUAAAAGUGAUAUGGUUGAACUACUUGGCCCAAGACCAUUUGCAGAAAAAUCUACUUACGAAGAAUUUGUUGAAGGCACAGGCAGUCUAGAUGAGGAUACUUCACUCCCAGAAGGCCUUAAAGAUUGGAACAAAGAUCGUGAAAAAGAGAAGGAGGAGAGCACAGAUGAACAGACUGCCAGGCAGAUAACAGGAGGGAUACCAUUUUAGUUUUGAAGUAUGCUGUGAUAUAAAAUUGCACAAUAUUUUUGAUUUGCAUUCUGAAAAGACCGGAAAACACUUCAAUAGUUUGACUUAAGAACCAUCUGUGUAUUCAAACAUAUCUUUAGUGAUGGUAAUCAGAAGAGCAGGGGUUGACACAGAGGGAUAAGAAUACUCAGAUCUCUUUUAAGCUGUCCUCACUUCAUAGGUAAAAGAUUAUCACUUCUGAGCUGUCAACUAAGGGAGAUGUUAAUUAGAGAUUGGCCUGCGUUAGAACCUGAGAACUGAACUCCUCUAAAAUUUUGGAAUAGUUUGGAUCCAAGUCCAAACUCUGUGUGUCAGAUCCAUUUCUAAAUUUAUUUAAGCUGAUGCAAAUUAAGGUUCCAUUAGUAUUGAUCUAGAUAGUCUGUAUAUGUGACCUCUACCCAAUGUGAAUCAUUUUUAAUAUCUAUAUGUGGGAAAACGUAUUAUUAAAUGCUUAGCCAAGGGUCUAGUCAGCUUACGAAAACACUUGAUGUUUCUGCAAAGCAUCAGCUUUUUUCACCCUCCUGCUAUUUAAUCUUACUCCUUUUUUCUUUCCCCCUCACCUCCAAAACCAAUUUGUUCACAGGGAACUACCAUGUAAAUUUACCAUGAAAUUGGAGACCCAUUGAAUGCUUUACAGUUAUAGUCAUGGUUCAGUGUCUUAAACUGUAAAACUAAAUUCAACUUCUGCAGUUUUAAUAAAAUGUGGGUUUUUGGUUUGUUUUUUUACAGGGAGCUGUAAGAUAUUGAAUAUGUGAAUGCGCUGUGUUCACUGUGUAAAUAAGAUUUCUUUGAAAGUCAUUAAAAUCAGAACGUUGUACUUUUCUGAA
Messenger RNA from Chrysemys picta bellii (western painted turtle), 3339 nucleotides. RefSeq names its product AFG3 like matrix AAA peptidase subunit 2 (gene AFG3L2). NCBI's taxonomy places the organism in Eukaryota, Metazoa, Chordata, Testudines, Emydidae. Gene Ontology annotation, cellular component: membrane; m-AAA complex. The record is from RefSeq and is a predicted model, not a curated record. Gene Ontology annotation, biological process: mitochondrial protein processing. Gene Ontology annotation, molecular function: zinc ion binding; metalloendopeptidase activity; ATP hydrolysis activity.